GUACUUAGCCUGUAUUUCUAGUGUAUGCUGUUUGCAGAGACGCUAUUUUCACAGUAUUCGGCUUCAGUAUCAGAUUUUAUGAAGACUUUAAUUUUACUGUCAUCAGCACUGGCUGCAAAAUAUUUCUGCUUAGCGACCAGUUCUUGAUUUUGGUUUCCAGUGAUGUUUCCAGCAAAUGUGCACUCCAUCUUGGAUUUAACAAAGACUGGAAAUUCCAAAACAUGUCAAUAUUGUACUCCAAGGAUUAGUUUCCAGAGAUACAUUUUGUAAAUUAUGUAUCGGCACCUGCCACAGAAUAGUUUCUGCAGUUUAGAAGAAAAGGAAAAUCUUCUUUCACUGUCUCGAAAUGCCAAGACUGGAAAUAACAGAAGCUUCAAAAACCAUGGACUGUGAAAUUAAGCUGCUCAGAGGCAUCAUGCCAAAGCAAAGUUGCAUCUUUGAUUUUCUGCCUGAGGACGUAGGACUGCAUGGACUUCAUAAUGUUACUGUUGCUCAGUGACUGCUGCAAUAAAACUGUCACAAAUUCUAAGCACCCUAAACUGUUUUCAGGAACAGAAUUCAAAUGAGGUCAUUUGGAAUCUGAUAGUUUCCUCUGCCAGCUCUGAGGCUUUUACUCUUUCCAUUAUGCAACUGAAACAAUAUUGGGUUGUAUUUGAAAGAACCUAAUGCCUUUAUAGGCAAUAUUUUUUAAAUUGCACAAUUUCUGUUACGUGUUAUCAAAAAAUAUAUUUUUGGAGUGAUAAAGUGUGCAGAAUUGAACGUGAAAUCACGGUCUUUCAUUUUAAAAUAAAGCUAUUUUAAUAUAAUUACCUUAUAAAUAUGGAAAAGCUGUCCACAUGUGGCUCAGUUGCUUUUGCAUUUUUAUAGUAUUUCAUUGUAUUGCAAAUGGACUACCACACUACCUUUAUACGAUUCCAACAGCCUUCCUCUAAUUUGUAUCCUUACCUAUGUUCUAAUGAGCUCAGUUCUUCUUCUCUAUAUAAGAAAUGAUUAAUCUUGGAGUUUACCACAGUUGGAUAAAAUGAACAGAACAUUCUUUAGCUGAGUGAAGUGCUGUGAUUGACCUCGGAUUCCAAUCCCUUUUUAUUCACCAUUUGAUGGUGUGACUUCAUAGUGAUUCUCAGUCUCUGUGGCUGCAGAAGCACUUCAGAAGUCCACUAGUCCAGUAGAAUUUUGCCAUUGUGCAGGUAGCUGGCAUCCCAUGGAGAUGAUGUUAGUUGCUAAUCCAUACAAUUAAGACCUAUUUACCAUGCCUAGAAGAGGCUUGACCCUGCAGGGCCGAAUGCGCUGGCUGCUAAUGGGGAUUGUUCUCCUGUUCAGCCUGAUGCUGCUCACCUAUUUUCUGGAAUGCGCCCCCCCUCCAGAUGUCAGCUCAGCCCUGCCAGGUCUCGGGGCCGAGCCCUAUGGCAAAGAGUACUACCAGGCCUUGCUUCAGGAACAAGAGGAGCGCCAUCUCAAUAGAGCAGCCAGUCUCAAGAGGCAGAUCGCUCAGCUGAAGCAGGAGCUCCAGGAAAUGAGCGAGAAGCUUAAGUCCCUGCAGGAUAAGAAAGGCACAGGGGGCCAAGGCCACACAGGGAACAAAGACCAGGAGCCCAAUGACCUCCUGGAAUACCUCCACUCACAGAUUGACAAGGCCGAGGUUAGCACGGGAGCCAGACUGCCCAGCGAGUAUGCUGCUAUCCCCUUCGAGAGCUUCACUGCCACCAAGGUCUACCAGCUGGAGAUGGGCUUGACCAGGCACCCGGAGGAGAAACCAGUGCGCAAGGACCGUCGGGACGAACUGCAGGAGGUCAUCGAGGCGGGCCUUGAGGUCAUCAACAACCCGGAUGAGGAAGAUGGACAGGAAGAAGAUGGCAUGCCUGUGCAGAAGCAAGCCUACACAGAAAGUGACUUUGUAGAAGGGCUUUACCGCACAGAGCGAGAUAAGGGCACGCUGUAUGAGCUGUUCUAUCGGAAGGAAGACGCUGAUGAUUUCCGACACGUUACCUUGUUUCGUCCUUUCGGCCCUCUGAUGAAAGUGAGAAGUACUUCCAUAGAAGCUGCCAGCAGCAUUAUUAAUAUCAUUGUACCACUGUCUGGGAGAGCAGAAGCCUUCUCUCAGUUUCUACACAACUUUAGAGAGGUGUGUAUGCAGCAUGACAGACAGGUCCAUCUCACCGUGGUGUAUUUUGGGCAGGAAGGCCUGCUGGAAGUGAAAACUGUCUUGGAAAAAGUAGCCAGGGAAGAAAAUUUCUCCAACUAUACUCUAAUCCCUGUGAAUGAGGAGUUCUCACGGGGAAGAGGGCUGGAUAUAGGAGCCCAUGCUUGGAAGAAGGGCGACGUUCUCAUGUUCUUCUGUGAUGUUGAUAUUUAUUUUACAUUGGAGUUUCUUAACACCUGCCGCCUUAACACAUAUCCAAACAAAAGAGUCUUUUAUCCAGUUGUGUUCAGUUUGUACAAUCCUGCCAUUGUAUAUGGAAAUCUUGAGCUGUCUCCUCCAGUUGAACAGCAACUUGUUCAUAAAAAAGAUGCUGGCUUCUGGAGGGAUUUUGGUUUUGGAAUGACUUGUCAGUAUCGUUCUGACUUUCUCAACAUUGGAGGCUUUGACCUGGAAGUGAAAGGCUGGGGUGUCGAGGAUGUUCAUUUAUAUAGGAAGUACCUGCGCAGUGACCUCAUCGUGGUGCGCACUCCAGUGUCUGGGCUGUUCCACUUAUGGCAUGAGAAGCAGUGUGCUGAUGAGCUGACACCAGAGCAGUACCGCAUGUGCAUUCAGUCCAAGGCCAUGAAUGAAGCCUCUCACUCUCACCUGGGAAUGCUGGUGUUCCGGGAAGAGAUUGAAUCCCAUCUCCGUAAGCAAGCCUUUCAAACCCACAGCAAACCAGCUGAUUGAAGGACCACGGACACAGUCAAGAGUCCCAGCUGUCACACAUGUACCGUGAAGAUUUGGAAGACGAAUAUGUUCUACAGUCCCUUCUUGACUCAGCUUUUCGUGAAGCCUUCCCAUGAAAUAUAGAAAAUUUAUCAGGCCAGACCAAAUCCUGGUCACAUUUGGCUGCUUGUUCUCUACUGAAAGAAAUACUGGAUCGGGCACCAAACUCAAAAACAGAAACUGACUUACAUUUCCAGUCACUUUGGGAUUUUAAGGGCAUUGGCUACAGACAGUAGUGGAAAAAAAGCAUUAGUAAAAAACAGUUUUGUAAAACAGCAGUGCUAGCAUUUUAAGUCUCUUUCCAAUGAUCUAAAGUGAUGUGGCCAGUUGAUCCUCGAAAUUAAGUAAGGCCUGCUUCGUAUUUGAGACACUGCUGUGUAAAAUCAGGUACUGUAAGAAAGGUUCCUGGAGGACCAGUAGGCAACAGUGUAGCAUGGAUGAAGGAAGUAUUAUACGUCAUGCUUUUGUAAGAACAGUAAUUAUAUUCUGAAUUCCAGCAGUGUAUUUGGUUUUAGGCUAACACAUUGUGCUGUGACCACAGUUUAAAAUAGCUGGAAGAACGUAUAAAUUAAGAUUCACACAGCCCUCUACUGCACUUCUCAGUGAUCUUAGAUUAUGCAGAUUUGUGGCAAUGAGGGACAGAAUGGCUUCAGUGAUCCACUCCUCUGAAAGAUCCUUAAGUGCUUGAUUAGUUGUGUGACGUAAUCGGUGUCAGAGACCCGUCACAGGGUCGUUACUUGUAAGUGUUGCAGUACAAAAUGAACUAUCGGUAACUGCUCCACAGCUGAAACAGUAGUUCACAAUGAAUCCACUAUUGGGCACUCAUCAAUUUCUGGAGAAUUCCAGUCAAGGGGCUUCAACAGAUCUAGUUUUCUAACAGUUUGAUUUUGAUCAGUUAAACAGGAGUUUUGUUAAAGUAAAUAACUUAGGGAUAAUUUUGAACAAAUCUCUCAGCCCCAUGACUGCAGCAUUUCCAUUGUGAAGCCUGAUCUCGUCAGAUGUCAAGCUAAGUGAGGCAGGGCCUAGUCUGUACUGUAAAUACUGUAAAGGGAAGACCAGUAGGUGGCACUGUGGACCAGAAUUUCAAAAUUAAUGCUCCAGUAUGGUGACAGUGAACUCUAUUGUCAACAAUGCUGAGGCUGUGCACUUGCCUCGAUUGAUCUUAAACUCACAUUUAAUUCAACUGGUGAACAUGUUUUUUACAUCUCCACCUGGUGUGCUGUGUUAGUGGGGCUACAAAUGCAUAAUGUCUUCUGCGUUUCACCCAGUAAGUGCUGCACUUCAAUGUGGAGGAUUUUGAAGGAUUUUGGGAUCCUUAGGGGUUAAAAUCUAGGAAGUAUUAUUGCCUUUCAGCCACCAAGGACAAAAUGUGACUGAUCUUCUGAAUUGUACAAUACAAAGCAGGGCUCUCCAGGGCCAGGUUUGUAGAACCCUGGCUUAAACCAAUACUGAUCCUCAGAUUUGAGUUUUCCACCCAGUUAAAAUAGUGUAAUUUGCAUUUAAAAUGUUUUUUUUUACAUUUUAUAAAACUAUUUAUAAAAUAUAAAUAGUUUUUAACUAUUCCAGAUAAACAGGGAUGUUUGGACCAAGUCAGAUAUUAAAAAUAAUGAAUUGUUGUCUUUCAUUUUUUAUUACAACUGUGUAUGUUAAUACUGUAGAUACCUGCUAAUGAUAUUGAAAUUAGCAGAAUUACCAUUGCUAUUAUUGUUUUCGCAACAUACCUGAAGAAAAAUUUGUUCCAUUUCAUCUGUGAGCUAGCUGAAAUUGUGGCUUUGCUUUUACAACAUUUUUUUGCUUAUAAGUGCAUUCCUUUUUUGAAUACACUCACAAAAACAAGCAUUUACUGUUAGUAUCUUGUCAAGGUUAUAAUAUGGAAAAUGAACAGAAUGAAAAUACUUUAAAAAUUGUGGGCUGAACUGAAGGCUAUUUAGCACUGUGUUGAAUAAUCAACAUAAAUUUCAGUGAUCUUGAUUGAGUUGAUAAAGAUUAAAUCAUUUACUGCAACUACAUUUGAGAGCAGUUCCUAUAAACAAUCAGGGGUAUAAUUCAUUGUAUCUUCCCUUGUUUCUUAAUCUUUUCUCCAGUAUCUCAACAAAUCUGAGGAAAUCAUGAAGUAAAUGAUUGUGAAUGGUAACUCCAAACUGGGUUCUUUAAAAUUGGACAGUGUCUCAUUCACAUUGCUUGUUGCUUUUUAACUUUUAGCAGUUUCUUUUUACUAUUUCUUAUUUUUACAAGAAAAUUGUUUAUAACAUCUUUUAAUACUGUGGCCAAGAGAUUUAUUCAAAAUUACUAGAAAGUUGUUAAGGUAUGUACAGUAUUUCAGUGUUACUUGAUGGCACACUUUCUACUGUACAGUAUAUAAAAAUGAAAAUAGGUUACCUUGGUUUGUAGGUGCUAAGUUUAAAUAUAGGGAUGAUGGAAUAUUAUGCACACCAUGUUUAAAAAUACUACUACCACACUUUAUCCUCAAUAAAAUACCUGGUAUUUCCCUUUGCUUGGAUUUACAGAUAAUGUUUUUCAACUAAUGCUGCAGUUUGUGUUAUAAGCUGAGCUGAAAAUACCAGCAAAUUUCUUACCUUUUCUGUACCCCAGUUUGAAAUUACCAUUUUCUUUUCAAUGUGAGAUGCCACUGUACUGUACUUCCACUUCAGUAAUUCAUAUAGAGGCAUGUUUUUAUAAAACAAACAGAACAGAACUUUUUUCUUUGUGGUGUAGCAUUUUGUUUUCCAUUUACAAACAUUUUGUAAUUUAUCUUUCUUUUUUCUGAAAAAAGAUUUUAUGAUAUACAUGGUCCAGUUUAAGUGUCAUACAUACAUCUUUAGAUUUUGCUCAAGACUGAAAAGCUUGUUCAGUGGGUGUAGUUGGAAAUUAUUUUACCGUUUGCAGACGAAAAUAAUUUUGCAUUUGUUUUUCAAACAAAAACCCACACAGUCAUCUUUUUAAAAGAGGAUGCAAAUCUUACAGCCCUCGUAACCAAUUUUUAUUUUGUGGAACCGUUUAAUUAAAUUAGUUAAUUAAACAUGUUAUAUGCCGACUUUUGUUAGGUCAGUUUCCUAAAGAUGGGGAACUUACCCCAAAAGGGAAGGUUUUAAGAUGUAUGUGAAACACCACAAGAAAACAGAAAGUGUGCGUACAUGCAGUAUGUACUGUGUGGUUCAGUCUGUCCUCUUUAAGGACUGCAUGUUGCAAAGAAUGCUUUGCUUAUUUUUUCCAUUUCAGAAUUCUUAAAAGCACUACCUUAGGAUAAACAAAAGGGAAUACAAAUCAGUAGUGGCUUGUUUUUUAAUUAGUAUUGUGAUUUGUUUUGCUUUGCUGCAAGGAAGUAAAGAUAAAAAUCAAUGUGAAUUUUUUCAGUAAUUUUAUUUUAGAUUAGACAGCUGACUGUAUUCUCUCUGAAGUGGAUUCAUUUUUUCCCCACUUACAGUAGGUGUUGCCACAUCCAAUAUGAUAAUCUCAGGGUGGUCCUCUUAUAUUCUUGCCUAUUCAGGAAAAAAAGGGAUUUCCCAGUCUCCUCUUGUUGCCUAAAAGGGAAUUGAAGCCAAACUGUGCCAUUUGCUUCUUCUUAAAAAAGUGCCACUUUUCCAGAAAAGAAAUGUCAAUACAGGACACACUAGAGAAAACAUUAAGACUUCCUUCUGUUGUUAGAACUAAGUAGCUUUGGAAACUUGUUUAAAGAAAGGUAUUCCCACAGAACACAAGGAGCUACUGUAUAUUCUGUGGUGAAUGUUUACCUUAAAGGAAUCUUAAAAUAAAUAUGCACCUACUAUUUUUUCCUGUCACAAAGUGGAAGCUCUGCUAAAGAUGCAUUCUUUUUUUUAUGUUGCGAUCAUUCAGUAAUCAUGAUCUUUAAAAGGUCUUUGUGCUAUAAUUACAUUUUAUAACAUUACUAUUGCAGCAUGUCAAUGGAAUAGUCUUUCAGAGUUUACAAUAUACAAAUAGUGUACAGUAUAUCAGCAGAAAUGCAAUAAAGGUUAGAGUAGUGCAAACACCGUUAAUAUCGUACUUACUGAACUCCUGAGAUAUCUUGAAAGCAAAUGGCUGAAUUUAAUUUUUUAUGUAGUUUUUUUAGUAGUUAUGUUUUGAAUAAAAGUGUAACAUUGCUCCAAAAAUGUUGUUUUGACUUUUAUUGCUUUCACUGAAGAUAUUGAAGAAUUGUCCUUAUUUUUUUCUUGAGUGUAUCACUGAUUUCAUUUUGAGGUGUUUUUCAUUAUUUUUGGGGCAUCAAGGUUACUCCUUUUUUUUUGCAUUUUCAAAGUUGUAAAUGUACGUUUGAAACUGCAGAGAAAAUGAGUAACCUUGAUGCCCUACUGGAAGAUGCAAGUCUAAAACAAUUAAAUGAAGAAAAAAUGUUAAGUCAAUCCUCGAGGAUUACAGUACUUUAUGACUUUCAUUCUCAGUUGUAUAAAGUUUAAAUUAAUCUUACAGCAAUGCCCAGAAUCCUGUAUAGAUAUAGUAGCUUUAAAUCACAAUGAACUAUUGGAUAUAAUUGUAUUUCCCUGCUACUGUCCUGGGAAACCACUGUGUCAUUGUUUUUAAUUUCAGCUAAGCUCUGAUGUGGUGUAAAAAAGAGUUGUAAAAAGAGUAAACUUGCUUCUGUGCUCAUUCCCGAGAUUCAAAACUACCCAACUUCAGCUGUCCCUGCUCUUGAGUUAUAAUGAAUGCUGUGUGAUCAACAGGUAAAAGUGUGCAAUGGCUGUUUUUCUAUAAUUGGUUUAGAAGACAGAUGUCUCUAGGCUUUCUUUUCAUGUACUCAUGUAAUCAGUUUCCAGUGUAAGUAUGUUAAUAAAAUCACCAAGGUACAAUGUUUAUAAUACCAUAGAAA
This is a messenger RNA of Lepisosteus oculatus (spotted gar), 7730 nucleotides long. It is a transcript of the gene csgalnact2, whose product is annotated as chondroitin sulfate N-acetylgalactosaminyltransferase 2. Gene Ontology annotation, molecular function: glucuronosyl-N-acetylgalactosaminyl-proteoglycan 4-beta-N-acetylgalactosaminyltransferase activity. The record is from RefSeq and is a predicted model, not a curated record. Gene Ontology annotation, cellular component: Golgi cisterna membrane. NCBI's taxonomy places the organism in Eukaryota, Metazoa, Chordata, Actinopteri, Semionotiformes, Lepisosteidae.